AUGGCCCAGGACGAGGCUUUACAGUCCCUCCAGCGCACCAUCUGGCAAGCCCGACUGCCGCUGGAGAUUCGACUAGCUGCUUCAGAAUGUCGUACCUUUGACGGCGCCGACCCUUACCUGAUUGCUUUUCCUCGUUUGUCGUAUCUUCCACUGCUUCUGCCGCGCCUUCACACCUUCUUUUCGCCUUCACUGAUCGCCGACGCCGAGACAAUAUCACCCUACGCGGGCUAUUUCACAUUUGACAAUGUCCCCUUGAAAUGGCAUCUUCCGUUAGGGCUGCUCUACGAUGUCUACGUGGUGUCGACCCAAGAUGCCCGACCAGAUCCAGCAUCUUCCGACCCUCUACCCUUCAAGCUAACGUUACAUUUUUCGGCCGACCCGGACAAGCCAAUGCUGCCAGAUGCAAGCCCCGUUGUCCUGCAUGACUCUUUUAUCAAUUCCGUCAAAGAGGCCGACUUUUUGAGAUCUGGCACCGCGAAACCCAUCAUGACCUUGUCCGCUCAGGAGAGCAAGGCUCUGUGGACCUCGACCCAAGACAACGAUUUGCCAACCUUCACGAGGAUCCAUGGCUCUUUGGUGCCAACACCGGGCCAGAUGAGACAUAUCCCUUUGCGACUGUACUUACCCUCUGCACCGGACCAAGACCCGAGCAAAGCUCAAGUCAAAGUGCUGCAGUCACACAUUCCACCCACUGUCGCCGCAGCUGGAACCCAGAACUUGCCUACCGCUGUGCGAGGCGCUCCUGCAGGACAACCUCAAACAUUGGGGACGGCCUUGCAUCAGCUUGUGCCCAGCCUGUUUCCAUCUCGGAGGACGCCAAUCCUGGCCACACCGCUUCUACAUGGUGCACCCGUCCCUAUGAGCACUCACCUGGAAGAGCUAGCCAGAUGGGGCUGCUAUGCAGACGGCUGGUUGUCGGUGGUGAUAGCCAUGCGUGGGUAG
This is a messenger RNA of Cladophialophora immunda, 942 nucleotides long. RefSeq lists its product as uncharacterized. The record is from RefSeq and is a predicted model, not a curated record. The coding region runs from base 1 to 942 and encodes 313 amino acids. Gene Ontology annotation, cellular component: phagophore assembly site membrane; cytoplasm; Atg12-Atg5-Atg16 complex. The transcript has 2 exons. Gene Ontology annotation, biological process: autophagy of mitochondrion; C-terminal protein lipidation; cellular response to nitrogen starvation. NCBI's taxonomy places the organism in Eukaryota, Fungi, Ascomycota, Eurotiomycetes, Chaetothyriales, Herpotrichiellaceae.